CUUCCAUCCUCACGUUCUACUCACUGCCUCUUCGUUCUAGGAUGUAUUUCAGCUCUUAUCGAUGUUUUAUUGCGUUGUGUGUCCAUACAGCUCUACACUGCCCUCGCUAUGGAAGGUUCUGAGGACUGCCUCAUCAAUAGACGCUGUAGCCAACUAGCGCCAGGCGAGGACCCUCACUCGAUGCCUUUUGCAAUCAUGUCCUCGUAAAGCCGUCCCAAACACUACUCAUUGGAAGUGAACUUUGUAGACUUUCAUUGCAAGGUAAGCCUGUAAUCGACGAGAUGAGCUCUAGUGCACCGCAUACCCGGUUAGGGCUGGCGAUCCGGCAUGAGAUUCAGAUCGAGUUUAGGGCUUAUCCUAACCAGGCUGCCGUGUGAACAUGUUCCUCAAACCCUAGGAUUGGCCACCAUACCCAGGCAAUGUCCUUGUUUGGGUCACAGACGUGCGCCCGUCACGGUCCCGUUUUCCUAUAUAACCACACUGCCCUCUCCGCCACCCAACUUGCAUCGCCUUCUCCUCAAGCAGUGCGACCCCCCUCAUAUACAAGACCCCCCAAGCUUGCUUUGAUACGAGCCUCUUACCUUCUCCCCCUGUCCACACCUCAUCCGUAGCUCCUUCAGCUCACGCCACCCAAUUCUUCCUCCACCCUACGCACUCAAUAUGGCCCAGCACGACGCGCCCUACCUUGAUGAUGGAAUGGUGGACCACUUCGGGGAUGCGUUGUUUGCUACUUCAGCAGCUGAUAUACCGCAGAACGACGAUGUCUCAGCGUACUCUUGGGAAUUCCCUCUCGAUGCCCUUAAUAUGCCCGGGAUGGCACAGGGGCUAUCCCUUCCCCAGCCCCAAUCUUUCGCUCAGAAUCAGAUCAACCCUUAUCCACAGCACGACCACGUUCCCCAAAUUUAUGUCGAUACCAGUCUCCCCAACAACCAUCCGUACCCGUCGAUGACCCCUUCGUCCGCCUACAUGAGCCCUAUGACUCCCUCCUACGGUGAUUCCUCGUCCACUACGGAUGAGUCCGGCAAAUUCGCGUACUCUCCGAAUACACCCUUCCUUUCCCCAAACGAAAGGUACACCCAUAUCGCGUCUGGCACGCAGUCUCAGACGUCUUCGCCGACAAUUCGUUCUCAAGUUGAGUAUUCGAUCAAGUCCGAAGUUUCGUCCCCGAACAGAUCCCCCACCCAUCUCUUGCAACCCGCUAUGGGCUCGCAUCUCCCAUCUCGUGGACGUUCCGUCUCCGCUCCUGGUCCUCGUGGAGCAGUCAUCGUCAACUCCUCUACUCGCGGUCCCAUUGUACCCCAGAAAAAGUACAAGCCCCACACUAUGAGCGACCGCAAACGCUACGUCGAAGAUAUCGCGUUGAAGCCCACUAUCUUCUUCAAGGACGUCAAGAAUGGAGAACUUAUCGACGGUAUCCCCAUUGUCCUCAUCAUGCAAAAUCGGAUCCCCGGCCUACAAGGGCGCGACGAUUCGAUGCUUAGCGACUGCGGGCCCUCCAUCUCGGUUCGUAUCAAUUGGCCCGGUUAUGCCUCUUGGUCAAGGCAAAUCCCCACCCGCGACUUCAGGACACCACCGCAGCCUGUGACUCGCGCGAAGCUGGCCAAGAACGUCGCGAAGACCGUGGAGCGUUUCAUCGCCGAGCACCAAAACCGCCCGAUGGACGACGACGGUGAUGCUGGCUCGGCUGCAGCCAAUCAGAACUGGAAGAUUGGAGGACACGACGGGAUCCACGCCUCUGACCUCGCCCUGGUUCAUCUGGAGCAUGUCAGCAAAGGAAGCUGGCAGGUUCAGCUUCAACUUAUGCACCCUCGUGGCACUCCACCGCAGGGCGCACAUUUCUAGUCCCUAGUCGUUGUCGUCGAAUCCCCGCGGGUUGAACAACCCCAUUCGUUUUCUUGUGCUUUGCCUAUGCACUAUGGUCGCUCUUUCUCAUCGACCUCAUCAUCCGGUCGAUACUAUUCGUCAGGUUGUACAUACUACACUGUUCUUUGCUCCGAUCUCUCUCUCCACCUCUCUUUCCUGCAUGAUAGCAACUCUAAAGUCUUGUGGACGUUGUUGGCUACAGAAGUCCCUUCAAAUUCCUUGUGUAUACUGCUUUUGGUUUCCGCCCGCUUUCCUGGAACUGCACUGUAUCUCCCCUCGUAUCUGACUCACCUCGCCCCUCUCGUUGCUCGUCUCGGAUAAUACUCUUUAAUCAUUUUGCUCACCGUCGCUCUUGUCUCUCUACUGUCGUUCUAUUCGCACUUCUACUGUAUCCGAUCCUCGCACAGAACAUUACCGUCCACGUCAAAUAAAUAAUAAU
This is a messenger RNA of Stereum hirsutum FP-91666 SS1, 2302 nucleotides long. RefSeq lists its product as uncharacterized. The transcript has 5 exons. NCBI's taxonomy places the organism in Eukaryota, Fungi, Basidiomycota, Agaricomycetes, Russulales, Stereaceae. The record is from RefSeq and is a predicted model, not a curated record. The coding region runs from base 661 to 1842 and encodes 393 amino acids.